AUGAACAUGAACUUCAAUCAAACUGCUUCCAGUGAUCGAGACCAGAUUUCUGCAUUUUACGACCAAACGCAUGUAGAAGCUUACAGCCAUGAUCCAGAAUUCACACAGAUAUUCUCGACUGAUGUACUUCCAAACUCUGAAGAUGUGGAAUUAGCUAAUUAUCUAUUAUACCUUGACAACGACUACAACUCGUUCAUUCAGAUCGCAAACGCAAUUCUGAUAAACGACUCCAAGUUUCAGAUAGAAGACUCCAACUCGCAAUUAGCUGACUCGACACCCCAGACAGAAGCAUUGUCAAUGAUGAGCUCUACAGAAAUCGAACAACUUGUGAACUACAAAGUUAGCAAUAACAAUACCAAUAAUAAUUUCGAUACUAAUGGUACUUAUGGAACUAACUUCCAGGAUCAAAAUCAAAGCGAAAAUGGAUUUCCUCACUUAGUCAGUCACCAAACUCAAGAUACUCCAAGGAUUACCGUCACGGAUGAGACAGGAAGAGAGAUUUCCCAAUGGCAACAACCUACUUACGAAUCAAGUACCUCUUUGCAGGACUUCUACUCGUAUGAUGUGGCAUUGCAAGACCCUAUCCCAUCUUCAAGUAGUAGUCUUAUUCUUGGGAACUUGGAUGAAACUGCAAGGCAAAAUCAUGCUGCAAACUACCCGUUUUCUGAGAGUGAUCAGCCCGAAUUUCAUAUUCCAAAAAUAGAAGAACUGAUUCCAGAUCCAGACGACUUUGCUCAAUAUUCUCUCCUCAUAUACCCACAAGCCACAACAGUAGCAAAAAACAUACCAAUCUUCAAUGUCCCCACUAGCAGUCAAGGAUCUUCAAGAGCAGUUGCUCCUACGGUUCAUUUCCAGCUCGAAACAAAAGAUCAUACUGAUGCAAACUUACAACCCCGUACGAAUAACUCGCUGAGCAGCUCCUUCAGCCUUUCUACUUCCCCUGCAAUGGUAUUUGACGAAAGCAACCCUCUAAGGAGUUCCAGAAGUUCAAGAAGCUCCAGAAGUACACUAAAUUCGAUGAAUUCUUUGGAUAGCAAAGGUCCCAGUUUUACUGAGGUAGCUAGCCAAGGCGAAGUUGCCAGCUACUUCGAAGUAGUCAGACAUAGUGACCAAGUCAGAGAAUCUGAGGUAGACAGAGAAACUAUGGAAGUCGGAAAUUCCAGAUUCAGGGUUCUGCCCUUGGCUAAGAUCAGCAUUUCCAUUUCGCCCGAGAGUGUUUCAUGUCUCAACUGUAAUAUUGACUACGGAAACUACACUGGAAAAAUCACCAACAAAAUCGAAGGUCACUUAGCAUUGGCGAACGUGUAUGUUGCCCCUGGUGCUCAUGAAAGUCAGAUAACCGACGCAACACUUAUUAAGCUAUACACAGAGACAAAAGAAUUGUCAGCCUCAUCAUGUAUCCAUCAGAGAACUAAGUACGACAGGGAAAUCGAUGAGUUACACAAUUCCAUUAGCAAUAUUGUCUACAAAACUAGUAGCAAAUAUUCGUUAGAUAUGCCCUACGAGCCACAGUACCUAAGGUUUGAAGUUGGUCCCGAUAGUAGGUUGGUUAUGGCGAGCAAGAGUGGUUUGUGUCCCUAUUGCGAAGAAGUGAGAUUCCUUCCGUUCAAGAACUCGAGUUACUUGUCUCAUUUGACAUUGGAACACGGAGUGUUCUCCAACGGUUAUCUCACGCCUGAUGGGCUCUAUUUUGGAUCUUACAAGUUGAAGAAGAAUAGCAGUAGGAAUAACCAGGAGCACACUCCAUCUGGCAGAGAACGACAAGUAGAAGCCUUGAUGUGCCCCUUGUGUUUCGAUAUGGUGGAAUUUGGAUGUUGGGAAGGAAAGAAAAACAAGCUCUUGUCUUACUUCAGACACUUUAAAAAUAUCCAUGGUCAACAUACGAUCAAGGCGAGAAGCUCACAGAUUCCACCCAUUCAAGACCGGGGCCGUACGCUCCAUAUUCUACCAGAUCCUUAG
Messenger RNA from Scheffersomyces stipitis CBS 6054, 1959 nucleotides. RefSeq names its product DUF4451 domain-containing protein. Bases 1 to 1959 code for a protein of 652 amino acids. Lineage: Eukaryota; Fungi; Ascomycota; Pichiomycetes; Serinales; Debaryomycetaceae. The record is from RefSeq and is a predicted model, not a curated record. The transcript has a single exon.